Molecule: messenger RNA, 420 nt
Organism: Rotaria sordida
Lineage: Eukaryota; Metazoa; Rotifera; Eurotatoria; Philodinida; Philodinidae
Source: the annotation of a GenBank genome assembly
AUGGAUUCAUGGAAGACAACUGCUAGAGGAAGACAGCUGCAAAAAUUAUUCAAGGAAGGUUUUAUUGAAUGUAUCAAUAAUAAUGAUACAACAUUUGCAAAGAAUGAUUAUGAAGAACAAUUAGACUGGAUAUUAGCAAGUCAACCACUUCUUUCAUUCAUAUCAAAUGUUGAAACUCAUCUAACACUGGAUGCAUUAAGUGGACACAAACCAUUAAACUUCGAUAUUCCAAUUGAAGUUGAAUCAAAAUCAACCUCUCCAAGAAUAUCUCUUAAUUUUAAAGCAGCACAAUGGUCAAAAUUUAGAAGCAAAUCAGAUCAACAACUGAUGUUAUGGCAUUAUGAUCAUCACUUAGAUUCAACACUAAAUAUAAAAGAACAUACCUCGUUUAUCAACAAUAGUAUAUUGGUAAAAACAUAA